Messenger RNA from Ceraceosorus guamensis, 933 nucleotides. RefSeq lists its product as hypothetical. The transcript has 6 exons. The coding region runs from base 95 to 673 and encodes 192 amino acids. The record is from RefSeq and is a predicted model, not a curated record. NCBI's taxonomy places the organism in Eukaryota, Fungi, Basidiomycota, Exobasidiomycetes, Ceraceosorales, Ceraceosoraceae.
GGCCUACAUUACUCAGCGGCGCGACGAGACAACCUGGAGCCUCGGCUGAGCAGCACCGCAGCAUAACACUCAGCAAAGCGUCACUUUGGCAACCAUGUGGUGUGACAAUUGUUUGCUUAUCUUCCCGUUACGGGCGGGAGGUAUUGCUCUCUUCGUGUUCAUUGCUCUAUACAACUUGGCUGGCUCUAUCUUGCUCUUCAACUCUGGAAUGUACCUCUUCUUCAACUUCCCUGAAUGGCAAAUUUACGGUGGUAUCGGAAUGGCGAUCAUGUCCAUCUGCAUCAUCUGCAUCAUCGGCUUCUCCAACAACUCCUACAUGUUCAGCCGACUAUGCUUCUUCUUGUGGCCGUUGCUGCUGAUUGUCACCGCUGUUCGCGCCGGCUUUAUGAUCUUCCAGCUGGAUCGUCAGCAGAACAAGAUCAUCUGGGAGUGCAACAAUGGCGGGCAGUUGUGGGGCGAGUCGGUGGAAGCGGGCUACGGUUCGGCAGACUCCAAAGGCAUGCCAACCGGAAUGUGCUCGGCUGGAUUUCACAGCCUCUACGUUGCCUUUGUGCUCAGCUUGCUGGCCGACUUCGCAUUGCAGGUCUACGCCUACUUCCUCACUUGGCGGUUCAAGAGCAGAAUCGAGCACUGGUACACGCGCGUCAAGACCAACAACAUCUACACUGCCUAGAGCCCACACUUUGCUCGAGGUUAGUGGACGCGUACGAAGUCUGUUCCAACCGCAAUGGAGCCUGUGCGCUUGCUGCAUUCUGCCGCAGUCGCUUCUGGACACUUUCAACAGCCCCCUCCCAUCUGUACAGCUUCUGAUGCCUUUGCUUUCCACUUUGACGAAACUCGACUCGUCGCCAAUACCUCUUCAGCGUCUACAAGCGCGCCUCUUGGAACCGCACUUGCGUCUAUUUCGCCUUGAAUCGGAUCGUAUCAAACUUU